This is a messenger RNA of Gigantopelta aegis, 2793 nucleotides long. Its product is annotated as tight junction-associated protein 1-like. Lineage: Eukaryota; Metazoa; Mollusca; Gastropoda; Neomphalida; Peltospiridae. The transcript is spliced from 7 exons. Bases 1623 to 2594 code for a protein of 323 amino acids. The record is from RefSeq and is a predicted model, not a curated record.
GUUGGCGCUGUCAAAAUAUAGAACCUGUUCUAGGUCUUCUGCUGCCAGAUCUGUAGUUUGUGCCAACAUAGAUGUGGUGUGUUUUAUCACACUAGAUUCAGUAUCAGUGUGUUUCUGUUUUUUAACUAGUACAAUACUCAGCAGACACUAAAAUCAAUGGUCGCCCAACGGACUACCUUUGUAAUAUUCCUAGUCACCCUUAGCCAGUAAAGGUCGCCACGGGUGACCGGGCGACUGCUAAUUUUCAACCCUGCAUCCAGUAUUCUCCAGUGAUCCCAAGGUUGUAUUUAAGACAAACAGAACGUUUACGUGACUUCUCAGGGCUAGCUCUGGGUGAUCAGAAAAUUUGGCCAAAUUAUCUCAAAAAUAAAAUUUGCAGUUGGUGAAUUUGGCAAGUGGCAGAGCUAGGCCUGCUUCACUGCAUACAGAAUAUACUCAGCAAAUUUCUACAGUGUUACUGUUUUGUAUAUUGACAUUUAUGAUUUGUUCCAGUUUGAAAUAUCCAUUCCAGAAUUUGUGUUCAGAUUAUAUGUAACAAGACUUUUUAAGUUAUUGGUUUUAGCUACCUUUAACCAUGAUAACAGGACAGUCAAAAGACAAAUUCUGGUGAAAUUCACACCAGGACUUGAUGUUCACAACAUUUAUUAAUAGUUUGUCCAUAAUGGGUCUUCAUACAAAACAAUAAUAACACCCGCAGUAACUGAGAGUUCUUUCCCUUUGUUAUGUAUGUUAUUGCAUCAAAACUGAUACAUGGUUUCUACUGGAAAUUAAUAACUUGGGUGGGGAUUUUUUUUUUUCACUAUAUGCAUGAAAGCAUGAAUUAAAAAAAAAGCAAAAUUUUGUUUUGAUGUUUAAACAAAUGUUUGUAUUCAUAAUCCCAUUUUCCGAGAAACCACAUAGAGCUUGCUAUGCUAUACAUAUAGCAAGCAAAUUGACCAUAUAUUAAAAACAGUUGUACUGUUAUUUCCUUAUUAUAAAAGCAGUUGUACUGUUAUUUCUAUUUUACCUGACCUGACCAGACCCUCAUUUAGUAUUUACUACUAACUGCCAACGUCUACGGGUUGUCACUUACGUCAAUCAUGUAGCAACGUCCUGGUAAUUAACCUGUCAAAAACAACAAAAGAAUGUAAUGGACCAAGGACCAAAACAGUAUGGCAUAAUGAAAAAAUAUGUUAUAUGUUACAACGACAAGUUCGUCCUUGGGUCAUUUUGUUGUGAUAUAUAUGUUAGGCCUAAAAACAAUAUGUGUGUUUCAGGUUUACUGACCUACCAUAAUUUUAAGUGUUUUGAAGUAAAAAAAAGAAUUAAAAAAAAAAUUAAUGAUCCCUGAUGUUUUGCAAUCAGCAAACUAAACUCGGAACACUUGAACUGAUUACGGUUUCUUGGAAAUAAGUCAUAUGUACCAAUAGACCGGUUGUAAGGGUAGCCUGGUUCAUGGUUUUUCAUGAUACAUGUACUUUAAAUUUCCACCCAUGUGUCUGUAAACAGAUGAAGUUAAUUUUUGGUGUUUCUGCAUACCUUAAUUCAGGUGUUUUUUGUGUGUGUUUUUUUUUCAGAACAUUAUUCAUAGGAAGGAUAACACAAUGCUAAAAUCCUAGUGAAGAAUACUGUGAUUUUCUGAAAUGAAGCCAAGUCACAGCAGGAAAAGUCCUGAAAUUGUGGUUCCAAUAAUGGCAAAUGUCUGCAAGAAGUGUGGCUGUACCUGUGAAAGUUGCUUCACAAACUCAACCAGUCUAGACCUCCAUCAGGAAAUUGAGGAAUUACAGUUUCAUUUGAUACGCAGUAAAAACCACAUCUCACAGUUGGAACACGAACUGGCCGACAACAAGCAGCUUUCUGAAUACGAACUGGUGAAAUUCAGAGAGGAAUUUGCCAGGCUAAGAGAUAGAUAUGAAAGAUUGAUGGAAAGUCACAAGAGAAUGCAGAAAGUAAAUCAUGAUUUAGAAGAUAAACUCCUAAAAAUUGUUAAUAAAUUUGAGGGUGAAAAGAUUUCUUUACAAAGAGAGUUGGCUUCCAUAACAUCAAGACUAAUUGAAUCUAAAGUAAUGGUUUGUGAACUUGAAGAAGAAAAUGAUCGAUGUCGAAGAGAUUGCAAUUUGGCAGUACAGCUUCUACAUUGCAAACCAUCAACUUUUGUUGCUCAUAAACUGAAUUCGCUGCCAGUCGACUUACAAGACCGAGUGAAGGAUCACAUGACUAGAGAACAAAUACGAAAUCUGGAAAACAGUCGAGCAAAUGAAACAAAGUUGAUACGUGUUCCAAUAGCUACGUUCCCGCCAACAGCCAUGUUCUAUUCUGUGAAUCCUACAUUGAACGAAUCGAAUGCUAACAAUGCAGUACAAGGUGUUUCUCCAACAGACACUGUUCCGAUGUCCAUCAUCACAAAAGUAUUAUCUCAACCUACAUCAAAACAGAAGUCACGGUGGACACACAUAUGUUUAAAGUGUGGCCGAGAUGUUUCUCUGUUAGACAAGGAAGUGCAAGUUAACUUUUCUAAUGUUACUGAAAUUACGGGCUUUCCACAGAAAGUUAAUAGACUAAAUGGUAAGCAUCUUGCACAUGUGAGACUCAAUUCCACAGAAACAGAAAUAUAACACUUCAAAAUUAUUUGGAAUAGAAUAUUUCCUUUUGUGCAAUGGUGUUAGGUCACUGUGAUGCUUGUGCAACAAUUCCUGCUUAUUUUUAUUAUCAGUGUAGUUGGGGGAAAAUGUUAGUCAGAUUUCUAAUUCUGUAUAAAUGUUCUAAAUCCUGAUUGAAGUCUACAUUUGCUGCCAAAUGAAAUAUCAAGCUUUA